Coccidioides immitis RS is the source of this 507-nucleotide messenger RNA. RefSeq lists its product as uncharacterized. The record is from RefSeq and is a predicted model, not a curated record. The transcript has 3 exons. The coding region runs from base 1 to 507 and encodes 168 amino acids. NCBI's taxonomy places the organism in Eukaryota, Fungi, Ascomycota, Eurotiomycetes, Onygenales, Onygenaceae.
AUGCUGGGGCGUGGAUACUUCUGCAUACUUGAUAGCGUAACGGAAGCGGAGCGGUGUGCUUCUCCGGCUGCCACUUGGUCGAGAGCAAGGUCAUUAUUGAGACACCCAUUCUGCCGUGAACCAUCAAUCUUCGAGGAAAUUACCCCGAGGGCUGGCGUGCAGGGUUCACGGCCGGCCCAGGGUGCUGCCUCGUCGUGUCCUUCGAGCGGCGAUGUUUCGGAGCCGUUGAACCUCCUGACCGUUUCUAUAUUUGUGACGGCGUCGUCAGUCCAUCAUCCCGUCAGCGCCAAUAAGUUCGGAGUGAGUUUGGGAGCAACCCCAGAUGGGAAAACCAGCCACAAUUACAUAAGGGAUCGUCGAUGGCUGAAUGCUUGGCGGUUACGUGGACUGUGCUGGGCGCCAAACUCUGAGCGAGGAGAGAAGCGCAUGAAAGGGGAGUCUGGUCGCGAGGUCAAGCAGACUGACGAAAAGACACCGGCCGACGGAGCAUGGAGGAGUCGUAAGUAG